Molecule: messenger RNA, 1660 nt
Organism: Dimorphilus gyrociliatus
Lineage: Eukaryota; Metazoa; Annelida; Polychaeta; Dinophilidae
Source: the annotation of a GenBank genome assembly
CACUUAUUAAAACAGUGUCCAAUUUAUAUUUUCUGCUAUCGUGACAACAUAAAAUAACUUGAAUAUGGAUAGUAAUGACUCAAAAAAUAAAGGAAGCAUCGGAAAUACUGCCAUACCAAAUGAAGAAGACCCAAAACAACUAAUUAUCGACUUGUGUAAACUUUUCUACUCUAUCGGCUGGUGCACUGGAACUGGUGGAGGAAUAAGUAUUCGUAAAGGAAAUGAAAUUUUCAUUGCUCCAUCUGGAGUUCAAAAAGAGAAAAUUGAACUAGAAGAUAUAUUUGUUCAAGAUAUAGAAGGAAAAGAUAUAUAUCUUCCUCCAUCUGAGAAAAAAUUAAAGAAAAGUCAAUGUACACCACUCUUUAUGAAUGCGUACCGCUUAAGAAACGCUGGAGCUAUUAUUCAUGCUCACUCUGCAGCUGCUGUUAAAGUAACCUUGAUAACACCAGGCUAUGAAUUUAAAAUAUCCCAUAUUGAAAUGAUUAAGGGAUUGAAAAGAGACUCUACUGGAAAAAAAUAUAAUUAUCAUGAUACUAUUACUGUACCUAUUAUUGAGAAUACACCGUUUGAAUGCGAACUAGAAGAGGUAAUGGCACGAGCAAUGAAAGCUUAUCCAGAUACGUGCUGUGUGCUUGUCAGAAGACACGGAUUUUAUAUUUGGGGAUCUACCUGGCAAGAAGCAAAAACUAUGUCAGAAUGCUACGAAUUCUUAUUCGAACAAGCAGUUUUUAUGAAGCAGAUGAAUAUUGAUCUGACUGCCUCACCAGUAAUUCCACAGGCUAAUAUUCGUUUCGAUCUUUCAGCUAAACAGGAUAUGAAUGACAAACUAUUCGACAAAAUAAAACUAACUGAUUGUGAGAAUUCUUGCAAAUUAAGCCAUGUGGAGUAUGAGAUGACAUCUAAGCCACGAGGGCAGUUUAUCAUUAUAAAUAAUGUGAACUUUAAAGAAGUAACUAAACAAGAAACUCGAGUCGGAUCAGACAGUGAUAGUUUAAAAUUACAGAAUCUUUUCGAAAGUCUAGGUUUCGAAGUUAAAGAAUUUAGAGAUGAGACGGUAUCAGGCAUGCGAAGCAUUUUACAGGAUGCUGCUAAACGAAAGUCUUUUAAUUUGAAAUCAGAUUGUUUCGGUUGUGCUAUCCUUACUCAUGGCACUUUAGGAGCAGUCUAUGGAACUGAUAAUAUUAUCAGAAUAAAUGAGUUAGCCGCUUUAGUUGAUGGUCAAAAUUGCCCUGAACUAAUAGGAAAGCCUAAAAUUUUCAUAAUUCAGACAUGCAGAGGACUACUAUACGAUGAUGGUGCUAGAAUUGAAUGUACAGAUGCUGUAUCGGAGGGAUGUGGAACAUUUAUUAGCAGAGCUUCCGAAAUCGCUGAAACCUAUAGAGAACUUGUGUUUUCGGACUUCAUUUUUGCAUAUUCUUGCUUUAGUGAUUACGUAUCGUGGAGAAAUGAAACAGGAUCUGUUUUUAUACAGGCUAUUACAACAAUUUUUGAGGAAUAUUCCGACUCAAUGGAUUUAAUGAAAAUGUUAGCAUUAGUCUGCGAAAAAGUUGCUACAUAUGAAUCAAACACAAAGGAUCCCAACUUAAAUGGAAAGAAACAAAUUCCAUCUAUAUUGAGUUAUAUGACAAAGAUAUUAAAAUUUAAACCAGGGAAUUAUUAA